AUGAUAAGCGGGACAUCAGCAAACGCAAGCGGCAGCUCCAGCGAUACUCCCACGGGAGCAUCGCAAAUUGACACCAUACAACCACCUUUAUUCGAGCCAUCAAAAUGUUUAUUUUGCAACCAAGGCAACACUGACUUUGAGUCAAAUCUAUCACACAUGCAGUCAGCCCACGGUCUAUUCAUCCCUCACCGGCGGCACUUGAUCGUCGAGACACAGGUCUUGAUCGAGUAUAUUCACCUGGUCAUCCACGGUUAUCAUGAGUGCAUAUGCUGUGGUACACAGCGGAGCAGCCCACUAGCGACGCAGCAACAUAUGCUGGGCAAAAGCCACUGUCGUUUUGAUAUGGAACGGGAAGAUUCCGAAUUUGCCGACUUUUGGGAUUUCUCGGAUGGGGACAGCAGUGACGGAGAUUCCGACGACCAGACCGAUGACAACAAUGGGCCGGAUCAUGGGAGGAGACGGACAAUCAAGGGUCCUGCGGGCAUUGUGCAAUUGGAUGAAGAUUCUCUCAGGCUUCCAUCGGGGAAGCUGAUAUCCAAAAACUCAUCCGCCCGGCACGCCCCACAACGGGCUGAGACUAGGAAGCAACAAGCGGCCAUCGAGGGCACGACUCACGAUGCUGCCCGGCGCGCAAAUCCAACCCCGUCUACAGCGUUGGUACCGUCACAUGGAGACGCACUUAAAAGUCUCAAUAGAAGUGAAAGGAGAGCAGAGGCAUUCUCCGGUCAGUUGUCACGAUUGAGCGAAAGUGACAGGCGAAGCCUGGUACAUCUGCCGGCAUCACAGCAACGCUCUAUACUCACCACGCAGCAGCGGCAGGCCGAGAAGGCGCAGCGGGCCGAGCGGAGGUAUCAGAGCCGCGUCGAGGGACUGGGUAACAAGACGUUACAGGCGCAUUUCCGACCAGACGGUCCAGCGCGGCAAAAUGGUUGA
Molecule: messenger RNA, 933 nt
Organism: Pestalotiopsis fici W106-1
Lineage: Eukaryota; Fungi; Ascomycota; Sordariomycetes; Amphisphaeriales; Sporocadaceae
Exons: 1
Coding region: 1-933 (310 amino acids)
Biological process (GO): ribosomal large subunit biogenesis
Cellular component (GO): preribosome, large subunit precursor
Source: RefSeq, a predicted model, not a curated record